AUGUCUCGCGUUUCGCCUGAACCGAACCCUAUACAAUUGCAGCCAACACCAUCUUUCAUUUCAAAUAAAACGAAUACGACUAUGGUUUAUCAUAAUGUCGAAUCAACGGCAGAACAAACACCUGCGGUUGUGACAAAGACACUGACACCAAAUGGAAUUUCAACCAUUUCAUCUAUAGUAAAAGGUGCGUUUAUUCGGCCUAAAUGGAUGACAAACAAAAUUAUAGCAGGGAUUAUUACCUGUACUGUUGCUGCUUUACUUGUCAUUAUUAUUCCCAUAGCGGUGAAAUUCAGUGGACGAGGAGGAUCCAUCGCAUCAACGACCAUCAUCGCACUUCCGGUUGUCUCUGCCUAUUGGGCAUUCGAUAAUAACGGAAAUGAACUCUAUGGCGGAUAUCCUGGCUCCCUGGUUGGUAGCGCCUCGUAUCAGUCUGGAUAUACGUAUUUUGGUGUUGGUUACGGCCUCUACAUGUCUACGUCGAAUAGCUAUUUCUCGGUGUCAAACUAUUUCAAUUUAUCCUACCAAAGUUUCACGGUCGAUGCGUGGAUCUACCCGUAUAACAUUGCUGGGGAUAAUCCGAUAUUUAGCCAGUGUACCUGUAGUUCGUGCACGAGUCAAUGUCUGUUCCUGAUACUUCGCACUGGAAAAUUAUAUAUGGGCUUUACAUACAAUGAUUUAACUGGUACUACAACACUAACUGCGAGCAAAUGGUAUCACAUUGCAUUCGUAUAUAACUACCAAACCUCUCAACAACUCAUCUACGUCGAUGGUGUUCUGGACGCCAGUCGAUCGGGCGUUACAACGCCCUAUUUAGGACAAAAUGGUUCGAUUACGAUGGGUUAUUCUAUGCUGUUUGGUACGUCGGCCUACUACUAUUAUGCCAUUGAUAAUCUAGCACUAACGACACGUGCCAAAAGUUCAUCAGAACUGCUGACUACCGCCACACUUAUUUUCUACUUUUCGUUCGAUCUACCUUCGCCUUACUAUGAUAACGGACCUAAUGGACUGAAUAGCACUAAUUACGCAGGUUUAUCAUCCGUCAGCGGACGGGUGAAUCAGGGUAUUCAGCUGACGACAAGCACAUCGUUUUUUCAAAUGUACGGCUUUUACGGUAUUGGCUUGCUUAGUAAUUCCCCGUUUACGUUUGCCGUGUGGAUCAAUCCAACGUCGAUCAACGGCGGCAUCAUUGUACAUAUAUCGUCGACCCAAAACGGUUAUUGGUCUCAGCAAGAUAUAUUGUCAUUAACGUACAGCGGUCAAAUAAUGACGCAGAUCCAAUCGAGCAAUUCAUAUUAUCCGUCGGUUAUCGGUCCGUUCAUUUCGCUAAAUACGUGGACACAUGUUGCCUGUACGUUUAGCACGACACUUGGUCUAACACUCUACGUGAAUGGAAAUUCUAAGGGUUCCUCGGGUGCCAUAAGUGCGUAUAGUAAUAGUGGCGGCAUUAUGUACGUAACAUUAGGAUAUAACUUCGGCCAAACUGUGACAAAUAUUGCCAGCCUUCCAUUCCAAGGUGCUUUCGAUGAGUUUUAUACAUACAAGCGUGAGCUAAGCGCAUCUGAAGUUUCAUCACUGGCCAAUCCGUAG
Messenger RNA from Didymodactylos carnosus, 1587 nucleotides. NCBI's taxonomy places the organism in Eukaryota, Metazoa, Rotifera, Eurotatoria, Philodinida, Philodinidae. The record is from the annotation of a GenBank genome assembly.